CCUGCGCCGGCUUGCACCGGGACGCGCCGACAGCUGGCGCAGCCCUUCGCUCGCCCGGCCUCCCCCUCCCCGGUUCCGCGCACGGGUUCCGCCAUGGAAUCCAACAAGGAUGAAGCCGAGCGCUGUAUUAGCAUCGCCCUCAAGGCCAUUCAGAGCAACCAGCCCAACCGGGCGCUCCGCUUCCUGGAGAAGGCGCAGCGGCUGUACCCGACACCGCGGGUUCGCGCCCUGAUCGAGUCCCUCAACCAGAAACCACAGUCGGCCAGUGACCAGCCCCAACCCACAGACACGACCCACACAACUCACAGGAAAGCAGGUGGGGCCGAUGCCCCCUCAGCCAACGGAGAAGCUGGAGGCGGAGAGAGCACCAAGGGCUACACUGCAGAACAAGUAGCAGCCGUGAAGAGGGUCAAGCAAUGUAAAGAUUACUAUGAGAUCCUGGGAGUGAGCAGAGGGGCCUCAGAUGAGGACCUGAAGAAGGCCUACCGCAAACUGGCCCUCAAAUUCCACCCAGACAAGAACCACGCGCCUGGCGCCACUGAGGCUUUCAAAGCUAUCGGCACAGCAUAUGCAGUCCUUAGCAACCCCGAGAAGAGGAAGCAGUAUGACCAAUUUGGAGACGACAAGAGCCAAGCAGCUCGCCAUGGCCACGGGCAUGGAGACUUCCAUCGUGGCUUUGAGGCUGACAUCUCCCCUGAAGACCUCUUCAACAUGUUCUUUGGUGGUGGCUUCCCUUCUAGUAAUGUCCACGUCUACAGCAACGGACGCAUGCGCUAUACCUAUCAGCAACGGCAGGACCGCAGGGAGAAUCAGGGUGACGGCGGGCUGGGGGUGUUUGUCCAGCUGAUGCCCAUCCUCAUCCUGAUCCUGGUGUCAGCUCUCAGCCAGCUCAUGGUCUCCAGUCCACCCUACAGUCUGAGCCCGAGACCGUCGGUGGGCCAUGUCCACAGGCGAGUCACUGACCAUCUGAGCGUCGUCUACUACGUGGCAGACUCUUUCUCGGAGGAGUACACAGGCUCCAGCCUCAAGACAGUGGAACGGAAUGUGGAAGAUGAUUAUAUCGCCAACCUCCGAAACAACUGCUGGAAGGAAAAACAGCAGAAGGAAGGCUUGCUGUACCGGGCCCGCUACUUCGGCGACACAGAUAUGUACCACAAAGCACAGAGGAUGAGCACCCCAAGCUGUAACCGACUGUCAGAGGUGCAGGCCUCCCUGCAUGGAUAGUCCUGGGCCAGCCACACCACCAAGGUCCAAACUAUGAAAUCCCUGGAGAAUUUCUGGUGACAUGAACUGAGCCAAGGUGAUGAACUGUAUAUUUAAAGAAAGACAUAAAAAGAAAAAAAAUUAAAAUGGAAUUGGAGGCCGAACACAGCACAACUGCCCUCUCUCUCACCCAGUAAAUGCAGAAAGCUCAUAGGACAGACAGGAAAACCUGCCACGGGGCUGCUUUCCUUCCUCCCACGGCUGGCAGAGGCUCAGACUCCACGCUGGCUCUCUCCUAGGAUACAGAAACCAUGGCAACGGAAGCAGGAUGUAAAACUUGCAGCAAGGGUCUGUGGGAAGGGCUGGGGGCGGGGGUGGCAGCAGCCCGCCGCCCCUCUCCCGGGAGCCACUGCCGGUCCCCUCAGGAGAAGACAGUCGCAGGCGGCAGCCCAGGGUGGAGAGGAGGGAAGGGACCUCUACUUGGAAUGUAAUUUAUAGAUGCGUGUAUAUGUAUAUAUAUUUGUAUAUAAAUCGUCAUAUACAAAGAUAUAUAUAUAUAGUUGACUUUUUAACUAUGUCGGGAUUUGGUUAUGUUGUUUAGCUGAUUUCUUCCCUGUUUUAGAAAAAUGGGGCCUACUAGGGGGAGGCAACCUGGUCCUUCAAAAGCAAGACAACCACAGCCGACAGCUUAAGAAAGUUGGGACACAUGCUUUUAAUGUCGGUUCCCCCCACCACCCCGGCCUGCUUUGGAAGGCAGAAGUAAUCAUGAUGGUAUAAAUUUGUAGGAAACUUUUGAAGGAUGCCAGAUUUAUCUUCAAGCUGGAGGGGAGCAGGCCAUGGCAGGGGAGACAGGUGUCCCUAGACAGGUACCAGGUCAGUAUUGCGUCAUGGCAGAGACCCCAGACGAGCUGCUGUGCUGCGAUCACACCCUGAGCUGCCCCCCUCCUCAGCACACUCGGGCUCUUUGUCUUGGUGCCCGGCAGCCCUCUGACCUUCGCCACCAGUGAACAGCGGUGUCUGGAGAGGACCAGGUUCCGCCUGGCCACCUCCACCACCCCCAGGCCCCAAGUGGGUUUGCCUUAUAGACACCGCAGGGCACAAAUCCAUCGUUGCCACAGGCUUUUCCAAAUGGCACACCAAGGACUCCAGAAGGCUGUUUCUCCAAGAGUCAGUUAGGUCGUGCCCAGGACCGGAGCAGCCACUGGCUCCUGAAGAGAAGUCAACAUCUGUGGGCGUCAUGUCUUCACCCUCCAUGGACGGGACUCCACUGGGCCUUCUCUUGCACUUUGGAUAAGGAUACAACAGGGUUUUCUUAUCUUCACCUUCCAAUGAGGAUUAUUCUCAAAAUAGCUGUUGCUGCCAGGAGAAGGGAGGGAGGUUUUAUUUAUUCCCAGUUUAUACUGGGCCUUUUGGAAUUAAUGUUUUUCCUGAAUUUUUCUCUGGCAGUGGGGUGUCAUUGAGCCUCCCAUCUACCAAAGCCUUAUUUCCCCAAGCUGCCAGCCAGGCAGUGACAACUACCCUCCCAGGGGUUCUCUUGGCUUUUAUUUCUUAAAUGCCCCAACAAAUCAGAUUCUUGAUGGGAAAGAGAUGUCAAAUCUGUUUUUUUUUUAAACAAGGCCCUAGCCUGUGAUGAAAUGGCCACCCUGGCCCAGAAGGAUGAUAAGAACUGGACGUGGGCACAAGUGACCCCCAUGGUGGCCCUGGUGCUCUGCCCCCACCACCCCAUCCGUCUGGUCUCAGUAGAUGUCCCUAGAUGGGUUGAGCCGUGUGCAAUAAGAACAUAAAUCCUAAAGGAUCCCCUGAGAAGCUGUAAUUCUUGAAUUUGAACUCUGAAAUUGUACAUCUAUAAAUAUAUGUUUAUUAUGUGA
This is a messenger RNA of Choloepus didactylus (southern two-toed sloth), 3071 nucleotides long. RefSeq names its product DnaJ heat shock protein family (Hsp40) member B12 (gene DNAJB12). Lineage: Eukaryota; Metazoa; Chordata; Mammalia; Pilosa; Megalonychidae. Gene Ontology annotation, cellular component: endoplasmic reticulum membrane. Gene Ontology annotation, biological process: cellular response to misfolded protein. The record is from RefSeq and is a predicted model, not a curated record. Gene Ontology annotation, molecular function: Hsp70 protein binding. The transcript has 9 exons. The coding region runs from base 94 to 1224 and encodes 376 amino acids.